CUCUGCGAAUAUCUAGGUUGCCUCUUACACCGAAACUCACACGAUUUGCUAUUAGACAUCAUCGCCUUGACAACAAUCAAUCUAGCGCCGCAAGUUCAUGCUAGCACGCUCUGCAAAUAUCUAGGUUGCCUCUUACACCGAAACCCACUCUCGCAUCGAAGAUGCCAAAGAAAAAUCCCAGGAAAGUGCUUUGCGAUUGCGGCAAACGCUUCGGGGACUCUCAAUCUCGAUCCCAGCACAUUCGUGACUCUCCACUCCACAAGCAGCCCGUAGUAGCCAUGGCAUAUACUGCCGCAGCUCUUGGUCCGGUGGGCGAGGUGGAAGAGAAUCAGGAACUCACCACAUCGUCUGCCAAGGGAAUUGAGUCCGUAGGUGGACUCUAUACUGUCAAGGCAAUGGCUGGAAAGGGAAAGGGGCUCGUUGCUAUAACCAAGAUCCCUAAGGGCACUCGCAUACUAUCAGAGGCCCCUAUUUUCAGAGUUCCGCGGGAUAAUUCUAAUAUCAACUCUUUAGAACGAAUCGUUGCAAACGAGGUUGAGCGCCUCAAUGUGGACCAACAGCGUUCUUUCUUCGACCUAACGAAUAUCUAUGGAAAUGCUCACAGUCGAUCUCUCGGUAUUGCUAGGACGAACGUCCUUCCUCUCGGCUCCAAUACCAGCUCCGGCGGUUUGUUCCUUGAAGCCUCUCUCAUUAAUCACUCUUGCCGGCAUAACUCGCAGAAUACAUGGAAUGAGAACAUUAGCCGGCUUACCGUCCAUGCACUCCAAGAUAUUAAAGAGGGGGAAGAGAUUACAAUUACGUAUCUACCGACCACGCCAGUAUAUACAGAGCGGCAGCGUUUUCUACAGGAAAAGUUCAAGUUCGACUGUAAAUGCGAGCUCUGCUUACUACCGCGAACCGAGCGAGAGCGUAGUGACACCCGGCUGAGGGAAAUUCAAGCCAUUGAUAAGGCUGUCGGUAGCUAUUUCUGGGGCGGCUUAGAGCCAGAGAUGGCGCUCAAUCUUUUACACACAAUGUUCCUUUUAUUUGGCGAAGAGGGGAUCUGGGAUGGGCUUAUCCCUCGAGCAUAUAACGAUGCAUAUGAAAUUGCUACUGAGAACGGGGAUAAACUGAGGGCUCGGGUUUUCGCCCAAAGGACAUACGACGCACGACGUCUGAUUGAGGGAGAUGAUAGCCCGACUACGAUAAAGAUGAAACGGGCAGCUGAAGAACUCUCUGUAGAGACACCUCAAAGGCUAAGCGGGACUGAGUUUGAGAAUUGGCUUUGGAUGCUGAAGGGAGCUUUAACGAGCUAGAUCAUUAUUAAUUAUUCAAUAAAAUCCUGAAGCUAAAACGUUUCAAAAUUAAUAAAUAAUAUUUCUAAUA
Messenger RNA from Hyaloscypha bicolor E, 1365 nucleotides. Its product is annotated as SET domain-containing protein. NCBI's taxonomy places the organism in Eukaryota, Fungi, Ascomycota, Leotiomycetes, Helotiales, Hyaloscyphaceae. The coding region runs from base 162 to 1295 and encodes 377 amino acids. Gene Ontology annotation, molecular function: protein binding. The transcript has 4 exons. The record is from RefSeq and is a predicted model, not a curated record.